Molecule: messenger RNA, 2102 nt
Organism: Lampris incognitus (smalleye Pacific opah)
Lineage: Eukaryota; Metazoa; Chordata; Actinopteri; Lampriformes; Lampridae
Gene: kifap3a
Product: kinesin-associated protein 3a
Exons: 16
Coding region: 99-1922 (607 amino acids)
Biological process (GO): cilium organization; microtubule-based movement
Cellular component (GO): kinesin II complex; ciliary transition zone; axoneme
Molecular function (GO): kinesin binding
Source: RefSeq, a predicted model, not a curated record
ACAGCAACGGCGACCAAAUAGACACUACCGGCUGCCUUUAUCGAUUCAAGCCUUAAGGGGUGAAGAAAAUCCAAUGUGGGUUUUCUUUCGUCUCUAAAAUGGAUAAAUUACAGGGAGAGGAAGCACAUUAUCUAAAAAGGGCAGUAAAAGGUGGGGAUCUGGAUGUCCACCCUACAGAGAAAGCCCUGGUCGUUCAUUACGAGGUGGAAGCCACCAUCCUGGGAGAAUUUGGAGAGCUUAUGGUCGGCGAUCGCAAGGAGUGUCAGAAAAUCAUUCGUCUGAAAAGCUUAAAUGCCAACACAGAUGUGUCCUCUUUGGCAAAGAAGGUAAUCGAGGAAUGUAAGCUCAUUGAUCCAUCCAAAUUACCUGAGGUGGAGCACCUGCUCUACUUCCUGCAAAACCGCAGAAAGCCAAAAGACAAGCAAGCAAAGCAGCAGAUGUCACCCAGGGACCUCACACCAUAUGCAGGAAUGGAGUUGGACGAGGAGGCCAACAUCAACAACAUUGAUGACUACGUGGAGCUGUUGUAUGAGGACAUCCCAGAGAAGAUUAGAGGAGCUGAAACUUAUGCUGUGGAGAAGCUGGCCAGGUUGGUCCCCUGUGAGUACGAGGAGCUCCAGAAUACCACCUUACGCCUCCUCCUCAACCUCUCAUUCGACACGGGCCUUCGCAGCCAGAUGGUCCAAGCAGGACUCAUUCCCAAGCUCUCCUCAUUAUUAGCUGACGAGUGCCAGAGACAGCUGAGCAUGUGCAUUCUGUACCACAUCAGCAUGGAUGACAGAUUCAAGUCAAUGUUUGCCUACACAGACUGCAUACCACAGCUGAUGAAGAUGGUGUUUGAUUGUGGAGAGGACAGGAUGGAUGCCGAGCUCAUCUCCUUCUGCAUCAACCUUGCUGCAAACAAGAGGAAUGCCCAGGUCAUUUGUGAAGGUAACGGUCUGAAGAUGUUGAUGAAAAGGGCAUUGAAGCUCAAGGACGUUUUGAUGAUGAAGAUGAUUAGGAACUUGUCCCAACACAGUGGAUCUGCCAAAAACCUCUUUAUAGAUUAUGUAGGUGACCUGGCAGCUCAGAUCAAUGAGGAGGAGCCUGAGGAGUAUGUGAUAGAGUGCCUGGGCACACUAGCAAACCUGACCAUCCCUGACCUGGACUGGGAGUUGGUACUCAAGGAGUACAACUUGGUACCUUACCUCAAAGACCGACUCAAACCAGGUUCUGCUGAGGAUGACCUCAUCUUGGAGGUGGUGAUCAUGAUUGGAACCGUGUCAGUGGAUGACUCCUGUGCUGCCAUGCUGGCUAAGUCUGGCAUUAUCCCUGCCCUCAUUGAGCUUCUUAAUGCCCAACAGGAAGAUGACGAGUUUGUCUGCCAGAUUGUCUACGUCUUCUACCAGAUGGUCUUCCACCAGGCAACCAGGGAUGUCAUCAUCAAAGACACUCAGGCUCCUGCUUACCUCAUUGACCUGAUGCACGAUAAGAAUGCAGAGAUCCGUAAGGUCUGUGACAACACUCUGGACAUCAUUGCUCAAUAUGAUGAGGACUGGGGUAAGAAGAUCCAGAGCGAGAAGUUCCGCUGGCACAACUCCCAGUGGCUAGAGAUGGUGGAAAACCGACAGAUGGAUGAGGGAGGAGAACCCUUCAUGUAUGAAGAUGAUGGAGAGCCUUUCAUGGGAAAUGGGGAUAUCCUGGAGAGACCUGACCUCUUCUACAGUGCAGAUGGUAUUAUUCCAGCCGAUGGUGCCAUCAGUCCUGAGUUCUACUCUGACUUUCAAAAUGGAGACAUGGGACAGACCACCGGCUACAUUGGCAGUGUACCAGAGCACUUUGUUCCAACUGUUCCCAACCCAGGAGGACGGCCCGCCACAGCUUAUGGUUUCCGCCCCGACGAACAGUUCUUCUACAGUUACCAUGCUGCCGCCUCCCGGUGAAUUUGUAGCUACUGCUUGUACACACACACACACACACACACACACACACACACACACACACACACACACACAAACGAAAUCAAGCGUGUGCACCGAUAAACCUGUUUUACCAACAUUACAGGCUGUAUGUGCACAGCUGUGCUAGCAUUCUUUCAUCUCUCCCUGAGUGCUUCAGAAUUU